AUGUUCGAGGUUCCCAACGCGAAGAGGGUGAGGCGCGAUGAACUCUACGGCUCAUCCUCGGACGGUGGUGAUGACCAAAGCGAGCAUGGCGUCGAGGACGCAGAGGAGCGCGCCAGGCUGAACGAGCGGCUCUCGAGCAUGCUGGGCCUGGACCUCUCCGCCCCGGAGCCAGCGCCGGUGGUGCCCGGACAGGGGCCGGACGCGGCCGAAGACGCCCAUGAGCACGACGAGGGCGGCGCCGCGGGAGGAGGCCAGGCGGAGGGCACCCACGAGGAGGAGUUUGAGUUCCGGCUGUUCUCCACCGCGGCCGGGGCGGCCUCGGCGCCGGCAAAGGUGGUGCUGAGUGCCUCCGACGACGAGGACGCCGCCAGGGGGGACGGCGCUUUCGUACAGCCCGUGCGGCCGCAGAGCUACUACCUGGCCGGGGAGGCGACGCCCGAGGAGCAGGAGAGGUACCGCUGGGCCGCGGUCACGGCCGAGGACGUCGCCGCGGGCGCGAGCAAGCGGGCGUGGGGCCUGGAGAGGCCAUGGCGGGUUGUCAAGAUCUCGCUUUCCUCGAGGAAACCACCGAGCAGAACUGCCGGUCUCGUCGCUGGGGCCACAACAACCAGUGAUGACACAGCAGAGGAUGGGCCCAAGCGGAAGAGGCCGGGCAAGAAACGGAGGAUAGCUGUGAGGAUCAAGGCCAGGGCUGAGAAGGAGAGGCGGGAGGCUGAGAGGGCGAGGCGGGAGGCGGAGGAGAAGCAGAAGAUCUCCAAGGAAGAGCACCUUCUAGAGAAGAAGAAGAGGCUCAACCGGGAGAAGAAGCUGAAGCGGAGGGCCAAGGAAAAAGAGAAGAAGUUGGCUGCGGGAGAGAAGGUGCCCGAGUCCGAAGCACCCUCAUCGCCCCGGUCGGAGUAG
Diaporthe citri is the source of this 900-nucleotide messenger RNA. RefSeq lists its product as uncharacterized. Lineage: Eukaryota; Fungi; Ascomycota; Sordariomycetes; Diaporthales; Diaporthaceae. The transcript has 2 exons. The coding region runs from base 1 to 900 and encodes 299 amino acids. The record is from RefSeq and is a predicted model, not a curated record.